CUGAUAAUGUGUCAAAUGUCAGCUAGAUUUGAAACAACAAUUUAUUCGGCCUUCGGCGAUUUAGGAAUACCAAAAUACGCGGAAAAUAAGUCGUAAUAUAUAAUAUGUAUAUCAGUUUUAUUUAUUAAUCAUGGAGGUUGACGGUGCAUAUGAAGAGAUCGAUGGUUCAAUCCAUAGCAUACAUGUGCGAAACUUUUUUUGUCAUGAUAAUUUAGAAAUAAGUUUUAACAGAAACGUAAACUUUAUAGUUGGAAGGAACGGUAGCGGGAAAAGUGCUAUAUUAACAGCUCUUAUAGUUGGCCUAGGAGGCAGAGCCGCUGCUACGAAUAGAGGAAAUAAUCUUCAUUCGUUUAUAAAAAAAGGUGCCAAUUCAGCAACAAUUGAGAUUAAAAUCAGAAAUAGCAGUCCAAGAGCUUACAAACAUGAUGUCUAUGGUGAUUAUAUUACAAUUGUAAGAACUAUUAACUCUUCUGGUGGAUCCAGUUAUAAAGUUAAAUCAGCAACAGGUGAGAUUAUUUCAACAAAAUUUGAAGAAGUGAAUGCAAUAAUUUUAACACAUGAUAUUCAAGUGAAUAAUCCAAUCUCGGUUUUGAACCAAGAUGAUGCAAGAAGUUUUCAUGCCUCUGAUGCUAAGAAAAAGUAUAUGCUGUUUAGGAAAGCAACAAAUUUUGAUCAAACAGAAACUAAUUAUGUCAAAGCAUUGGAAAACUGUAAGAAGGCUGUUGCUAUUUGGAACAGAAAGAAUGAGGCUUGUCAAGAUCUUGAAAAAGAGUACAAAAAAUGGAAGGGUAUACAUGAUCAAAUGCAGUCCAGAGAUGAAAUUGAAGUCCAGAAGCAGGCUCUACAGAAUGAAUAUUAUUGGAGUGAAAUAGCCGAAUUUGAACAAGAAACGGCAACCAUACAAAAUCAAUGUGAAAAACAAAGAAUUAAAUGUGAGAAACUCGUAGAAAAAUUAAGGAAUAUGGAGGAGAAUUAUGGAAGUAAUACAUCUGCUAUUGAUUCUUUAAAGAAAAGCCUAAAAGAAAAGAAUACGGAAAAGUGUGCGCUGGAAACAGAACUCCGAGGGCUCGAGGAGUCAUUGCGAGAGGUGCAAAGCGCCCAUCGUAACACACAGCGGGCCAGUAACAAGCUUAGCGAGUUGCUAGCUCGCGAGAAUAGGAAGGUCACGGAUCUGGAGAGGGAGAUUCAGAAUAUACAAUCGGGGAGUGCAGCGUCCCAACGCGCGGAGCUGGAGGCGCACGCGCAAGCGGCGGACGAAGCGGCGAAGGCGGCGCGAGCGCGCUACGAGACGCAGCAGAACGACACGGCGCAGGCGCGCGCGCACGCGGCGCACGCGCAGCCGCUCGCCGACCGCGCCGUGGCCCGGGCGCAGCUGCAGCGCGACAAGCUGAAGCAACUGAAGCAGCAGCUGCGCGAGCUGCAGUCGCGCGGCGGCGACUCGUUGGCGGUGUACGGCAGCGACAUGGUGGAGCUGUGCCAGCGGCUCCGGACCUGCAGGGACUUCUCUGCCCCCCCACGCGGACCCGUCGGUCACUACUUAAAAGUUAAGGAUAAGAAAUGGGGUGGGGCUUUGGAGCACAUCAUUGGCGGAUCACUUCAAACUUUUUGCGUCAAUUCGCCUGAAGAUUCCAGAAAAUUGUUCACCUUGAUGGGCAAGGUAUAUGGCAAAAACCCAAAACCAGCGGUAACAUGCAGCAAGUUCCUACCGAAGGUGCACGACGUGCGCCGCAACACGGUCCGCGCGGCCGGCUACUGCUCCGCUCUGGAAGCGCUGGACGUCGCCGACGCGGUUGUGGCCAACUACCUCAUAGACAAUAUAGGCCUGGAAAAGAUCCUGCUCGUGCCGGAGCAUGAUGACGCGGUCCGGCUGUCGGACACGGUGGAGAACGUGCCGGAGCACUGCGCCAAGAUAGUGACGGUGGACGGCUCGGAGUACCACCCGGCGCCCGGCUACCGCUGCUACGGCGGCGCCGCGCGGCCGCCGCGCUACCUGCACCUCAGCACCGCGCAGCGCACCAAACAGGUGGAAGCUGAAAUAAUUGAAGCUGAAGCGACACUCCGCUCGCUGGAGGCGGAAGCGGAGAGGCUGAACGCGGAGGCGGCGCAGGCGCGGAACGACGAGCGUAGUGCCGCUAAAACGCUUCAAGCGCUGCUCGUUAACUUGCACAGGAAAGAGGAGGAGGCGAGGGAAGCGGCUUCAGCGCUGGAUCAGCAACAGGCGCCUCAUUAUGCUGUGUUGGUGGACGAAUUGAAUAUUACCAAAGAAAAAGUGCAAUCACUGGCUCAGCAAGUGGAGAGUCAGUCGGCGGAAGAGAAUAAAUGUAAAGAGAGAGUGGACGAUGUGGAGAAAAGUAUUCGGGAGGCGCGAGCAAAAAUUGCAAAACUUACCGUUAAUUGCAGGGGUCUAAGUGAAGAGAUAGAGCAAGAGCAACUGAAAGUGGAGCAAGGUGCGAGCGAGCGCGCGACGUGCGAGCAGCGCGUGCGCGAGGAGCGCGACAAGCUGCGCCGCGCCGAGGAGAUCCUGCGCGACAAGCAGGCGCUCGUCGCGCACAAGGUGCAGCAGGCGCUCACGCUCUGCCCUCGGGUGGACAACCCCAGGGACAAGGCGACGGUGACGGGCGAGCUGAAGAAGACGCAGCUGAAGCUGAGCUCGCUGUCGAGCGUGGGGCUGAGCCGCGCGCAGGUGGCGGAGCGGCUGCUGCACGUGGAGCGCGGCUACCGGCGCGCGCGCCUCGCGCUGCAGCGCCUCAGCGCGCUCAUUGAGGACAUUGAAGCCACUUCGAAUAAGCACUUGAAGUUCUGUCAGCAAGUGCAGACGUUCAUAGCGAAGCGCGUGCAGUACUGCUUCCAGUCAAUAUUGACUCUCAGAGAAUAUUCGGGUCGCAUAGAGAUCGACAACGCGCGCGGCACGCUACAGAUAGUGUGCGCGGGGCGCGAGCGGGGCGGGGCGCGGGGCGGCGGCGGGGCGCAGGGCGGCGGGGCGAAGGGCGCCGCGUCCUCCACCUCGUCGCUGUCGGGCGGCGAGCGCUCCUACUCCACCGUGGCGUUCAUGAUGGCGCUGUGGGACUGCGUCGAGCUGCCAUUCUACUUUAUGGACGAGUUCGACGUGUUUAUGGACAACGUAAAUCGUCGCAUAGUGUUGGACCUGCUCAUCGACCACGCGCUGAAGAACAAGAACCGGCAGUUCGUGUUCCUCACGCCGCAGGACGCGUCCGCCGUCACCGCCAGCCCGCAAAUUACUAUACACGUAAUGGCUAACCCACGCCCGUGAAUCUCCAUUUUGAAUCGUUACCAUCAAGCACCAGUGAUAUUACAUUGUAAUUUUGUAUUUUGUAUCGUUUUAAUAUAUAUUGUUUUUAAAAUAAAACACAGUCGUUUGAUUGAAAAAGAUCAUCAACACCAUUUAUUUAAUACUAUUCGCCAUUCAAAAUUACAUCAAAACGAGUGGAACGAUGUACUAUUGCACUAUACAACCACUUCCACUAUGAGAUCACGCACGCUUCGGCGAAACUACGAGCGUUUGUAUGACGGCGCCUUACACUAGUGCCUUUUCACACAUGCAAAUUCAUUAAAGAAUUUAAUCAGUUCUAUGUACAAAAAAAUUGUUUCUCUUGUGAAAUUGUACGUGUCGAAAGGCUUUUAUUAUAAUGAAUGAAUGCAGAAAACUUAAAAAGUAUUUGUUAAUAAAGUAUUAGUUGUGCAUUUAACUGGAAGCGUUUCAAAUCGCCGUCAUACAAUCGCCCGUGAACGCCAGUGACCAAAGUCCAGAGACUACAGCAGUUACAAAUAAAUUGAUAUAAAAUAACUUACACCUAUUCGCUAUGAAUAUGGUUAUUUCUUUAUAUAUUAACAAUCUAAGUCUUAUUUAUAAGGCGAGCCCGCCUUGGGUGAUAAGCGUAAUCGUUGGACUUAUUCCUACAAUUUUUAUUUACUAAAUGAGCAUCUAUCGGCACCGCAAAUUUUGCUACAUUGUGAUAAUUCUGCUUUUUUUGCUCUUCAAGAUACAUGUCAGUUUUACAAAAGAAUCGCACGAAACAAGUAUGUCAUAUAAAUAAAUAAACAAUAUGUUUUAUGUGCGUCCGAUAGAACCCCAAUACCCGGAUCGUUCAAAUUUGAACUACAAACUCAAUUUCUAUGUUUCUCAGUUGUACAACUGAUUUUCUAUUUUAUUAUGUAACAUCAAUUAUUAAGUAAAUUUAAUUAAGAAUAUGCAGUUUUAUAAGCAUAUAACAUUUUCAAAUACAUGCUAUGUAAUGAAAAAU
Molecule: messenger RNA, 4262 nt
Organism: Zerene cesonia (dogface butterfly)
Lineage: Eukaryota; Metazoa; Arthropoda; Insecta; Lepidoptera; Pieridae
Gene: SMC6
Product: structural maintenance of chromosomes protein 6
Exons: 18
Coding region: 131-3271 (1046 amino acids)
Biological process (GO): double-strand break repair via homologous recombination; chromosome organization
Cellular component (GO): nucleus; chromosome; Smc5-Smc6 complex
Molecular function (GO): single-stranded DNA binding; protein binding; ATP binding
Source: RefSeq, a predicted model, not a curated record